ACACCUAAACGUAUUUGCUCUCAGACCUGAACAAAGAAAUGGCGCUCGCUUUGGCCUCUUGUGUUUGCAGGUGCACGUUUUGAAUUCAGGGAGUUGUGGCGUCUGUUGUCGCUGAAUUACAGGUUUAUUGCUGUAACAGGCUGUGGUUUGGUAGAAGAGUAGACGUGAAUUAAACGUGAUUCUAUGAAUAAAGAUAGUAAAAGAACUACCAUAGAUAAAAGCGUUUGGAGGUGGAGGAGGUGUCUCCAAGGGAAUGAUUGUUAAUGUCUUAAAUGUGCUUCUUAGUGCUGUGCCCCAUUUGAAGUGAAUUGAUAAACGUGAUGUUGAAGUGAUAGAAGCCAAAGAAGUUGUCUGUUGUGAUUGUGGCAGUGCUGGGGUAAUGCUGACAUUUUUCCAAAAUGUCCUGAACACAAGCAAGAGAACAGGGAAAAUUUGAAACUUUUGGGGAAACAGGAAAAGAUCAAGGACAUAGUAACAGAAGGAAAGAGAAAAGUCCCUUUGUUUACAGAAAUUGGAUACUGACACUAAAAGCGAUAUACGCUCAUUUUGGUCUGUAGAGAUAUUCUUAAAUUCAGGGAGAAUAUCAGGGGCUCCCAUAUCUCAAGGUCAGAUUUACUGUUCAAGAUUUACUGUUUAAGAUUUACAUGCAUGACAUUUUAUUAUUUGGAGUUAAUUGUUGUGAUGGUGGUAUGAAAUUAAUUUGGCACUUUGUAAGGACACCUUUGUUUCAAACAUAAUAAUUUGUUAAAUAUAUGAUAGAAAGUGCUGUGGAGUUAAACCUGUUUAAACAGAUUGAGUCAGUAUUUCAGUCAGCAUAAGUGUAUCAGCGCAGGUACUAAAACUUCACCUGUUGUAAAAUAUUAACCUCAUGUUACUUCUGCAGCAUAUGCAGGAACAGAUUUUUGUGUAUUUUGUGAUUAUUAUACAUUUAUUACUCUUUGUGGAUUUGGGCAUAGUUCUUGCACUAAAAAUAUUACAUAUUCUAGCUAUUAAGACUUAAGAUUGACUCUAGCAAAAGUAACAUAGGAAAUUUGAUUGCUGUGGGUUGUCUAAGCCAAUUCCUUUUUUUCCCCAACUUUCUUCCUUUUAUUUUCCAAGCUUUUCUUAUAUAAAUAAAAUGUAAAGGCAGUAACACUGGCUAAUACGUAAAAUGAUAGAUAUAUGUAAGUGGUAGAAACAGGAAUUGUUGCUUUUGCCUGGCCUAAAUUGCCUUGGUUUUCAGUGCUUGACUAAUAUAACUAUACUUUAUUUGAACUUCAUUGUGCAAUGGUUAAGAUGCAAUCUUGAACAGUGGGCUAAAGAGCAUGGCUCUUUUACAGUCCCUCCUGAUUAGUCCUGUGUGUUAAAAGAGGCAAGAUAAUAUCUGGAUUGUGUAAGGAAGUUGCAGUGUGCUUGUCUUAAAUCGUUUUCCUACCUGUAAAAUAGGGAAAUUCAGUGUAUUGCAUCAAAGAUAGGUCAGAAGAUUAAAUUCUUUCAUAUGUCUGAAGCAGUCAGAUGUUACCUUCAUGGAGACCAUAUUACUGUCAAGAAGAUUCAUGCUUGCAUUGGAUUGCUUCUACGUUCGGAACUUUGAAUGUCAGUGGCUGCUUACUGUAUAUUUUGCUAUAGACAAAUAGGAACUUCUGGUCCAACCACCAAAAAACACGUACCAUGGAAUUAUAUCAGAAAAAUUGCAAAGGUAACUGGAUCGCUUAUGCUAGGAGGUUUUGUAUUCAUUACAUAUGAAGUCCUCUCCUUAAAGAAGUUACUGCAACUUGAUACUCAAGCUAUAAAUCAAGAAAAACUUAAAUCCUAUGUGUAUGUACAUACAACUUCUCUAAAUCCAAGUGAAUAUCAAGGUAUCACAUACCAAGCCAGAAAAGAAAUCCAUAAAGCAGUGAGGAAAAUUCUGGAAACAGAAGCUAAAAUUUUCCGGAGACCUUUUAAUGAACAGUUCAGUACAUUUGAUGUAGAAGAUCAUGAAUGUGCCUUAUGGCUGCUCCUAAGGAGAUGUCAGUCAGAAGACAAAGAGGUCCGACUGCAGGCUGUACAGGACCUGGCACACAACACUCACUGGCAUGGUUAUCAGUACAGUACAGUUGCCCAAACCUGUGAUCAGAGGACUGCUAUAGGUUUGGCUCGAUCCAAAGAUAUCGACCUUCGCUUUUUCCUGCCUCCACCACUGCCAAGAAUAAAGAAUGAUUAUAUCAUAGGAGAUGAACUUCGCUCGUUAUUAGUGUCUUUACCUCAGACUGAUCUUGAUCCAUGUGUUCAGUACUUCACAUCUCUUGCUUUACGCGAAAGUAGUCAGAUUCUCGCUGCACAACGAGGCGGCUUAUGGUGUUUUGGAGGAAGUGGACUUCCAUAUUGUGAAACACUGAGUAAAAUCCCUUCAGAGACAGUGGAACUCUUUUGCUUGCAAGCUUUAGUACAACAUUCUAAGGUUUCUUCUCACUGUGAUAAAAUUGAAGCUAAAGGAGGCCUUCAGCUACUGCAGAGGAUAUACCAGCAACGUAAAGAUUCAGCAAAAAUACAAAGGAACAUAAUUCGCAUUAUUGGAAAUAUGGCUUUGGAUGAACGUCUUCAUUCAUCCAUAGUACGUGCAGGUUGGGUUUCUGUACUUGCUGAAGCAAUGAAAUCCCCACAUGUCAUUCAGUCUUCUCAUGCAUCCAGAGCUUUGGCUAAUCUAGACAGAGACACAGUGCAAGAAAAGUACUCAGAUGGUGUUUAUAUCUUGCAUCCACAAUAUCGUAGCAGUCAGCCCAUCAGAGCAGACAUCCUUUUUGUUCAUGGUCUUUUGGGAGCAGCAUUUAAAACCUGGCGACAGCAAGACGUUGACCGACGUUUGGAUAAAAAGGCUUCAGAAGGAGAAGAGGACUAUACCCAGUGCUGGCCAAAGACAUGGCUGGCUUCAGAUUGUCCUGCCCUUAGAAUCAUAUCUGUGGAGUAUGACACCCAUUGGAGUGACUGGAAAGCAAAAUGUCCUGUUGAGGCUCACAGGAAGUCUAUUGCUUACAGGAGCAAUGAGCUUCUUGACAAGCUCAGAGCUGCUGGGAUUGGAGACAGACCUCUGGUGUGGGUAUCACACAGCAUGGGUGGUCUUCUAGUCAAAAAGAUGCUGGUGGAUGCUUCCAAGAACCCAGAGAUGGAUAAAAUUGUAAACAACACCAGAGGAAUCAUAUUUUAUAGCGUACCUCACCAUGGUUCCCAGUUGGCUGAAUAUUCUAUAAAUGCCAGAUAUCUUAUCUUUCCGUCUGUGGAGGUUAAAGAACUCAGCAAGGAUUCUCCUGCCCUUAAAGAGCUGAAUGAUGACUUCCUGUCUUUUGCCAAGGAUAAGAAAUUUUCAGUGCUGAGUUUUGCAGAAACCUUACCAACACAUAUAGGCAGCAUGAUAAAACUACAUGUUGUACCCCUGGAAUCGGCAAAGUUAGGAAUCGGAGACCUUAUUCCAGUGGAUGUUAAUCAUCUAAAUAUUUGUAAGCCAAAGAAGAAGGAUGCUUUCCUGUACCAACGUACACUGAAGUUCAUUCAGGAUGUUUUAGCCCAAGAACUUGGAGACUGAGUUUUUGCCAUCAUUGGCUGCCUAUUUCCUCCAUUUGGUGUAACACAGUAAACUCUUCUCCUAACAUUUGUUAGGAGAUCUGCAGAACUACAAAGAUGCUGUGUCAAUAGUGUCUGCUGCUAAAAUAAUUUUUAGUACAUCUCCAACUUAAACACCUCUCUAACUUAUUUUUUUUAAUGUAUAUUAGAAUUAAUUCCUAUAAACCUGGCAAAGCAAAAAUGAGCGUUGGCUUAGUGACCAUGAUCUGUCAACAAAAUGUGUGUAAAUUUUCAAGCCAUUUGGCUGGGAGAGGAUGGGGAUUCAGUGGAACAGAAGUUUCACUUAAUCUACAGAUAUCCCUCUGGAGCAACACAGCUGGAUUAUGGAGAAUGCCCAGGAUAUCUUUGUUUAAAGAAAAAAAAAAGCUUGCUCUGGAGUUAGGUGGCCUCAUUAAGGUAAAUACACAUCUGGGACUACUGGGGAUCAGAAACAAUUAACUGAGGUAGUUAUUUGUUGUGUCAAAAGGGAGAAGGAACAUGUAGCUGCUUCAAAGCUUUGGCUUACUGCCCAUGUUAAGUAUUCUCACUGGAGCCUGAGGAAAUUUGUCCAGGUGAAUGAAGGUGGCAUUGUGCUCUAGUGGCCCAGUUACAGGGGUUUGUGAUUUGCCUUUUUAAUAGAGCACCCACAUUUACCAGCAAAUACAGCAUCUGUGUUCUGCAUGAGAAAGAGGUUGGUAGGUUGUCUUCCACAGAUGUGUUACUCAUUUAGAAACUGUGGCCGAUCUACAGCUGAUAUGAAGAAGAGCAUUGAAAAUGCUCAGGUGGAGUAAGACAAAUGUAGGCCCUGACAGGAAUGCUGAUGCUUAGAGUUUGGAGCUCAGGUAAAGAAAAAGUAAAGCAGGAAAGAAAUCAGGUGAUCAUAAGGUCCCACUGGAAAUGCAGAAGAUCCCAGAUGUUUUGGUUUAUUGAGGCCCAGGUGUAUUUAUUGGUGUACAUACAGAGAAAAACAGCAGUGUUGUCUUAUUUUUUAUGUUUAUUAACAGUACUGAUGAGAAAUAAGUAUUUUGGGAAAAAAAAUGGCAGCACUCAGUCACUUUUUUAAAAGUCUUAGCAUAGUUUGCAAUGUAGUUACAAGCAGCCUAGUCUAAUUGUGGUCUCUUUCUUUUCUUCCUUUCUUUCUGCCCCCAACCAUUUCUGAGAACAGUCAUGGGCUAUGAUUAGGCUAUACAGCCCUAGCUGACCAGUUGUUAAAUAAAGCCUGUAUUGAUGACAGGCUUAAGAUGUCUUUUAGCAUUGCUUAUGUGAGAUGGAUCUAAUAUUUCUGGCCUUGAAAUUAUGGCUAUGAGAGCUGCCAAGGAGGUAGCAUGUGCCUUGCAGCUCUGCAUGGGGCUGGUGCAGGCACCAGUGGCCAUUGCAGUCCUGCCAUGUCCUGAGGCCACCUCAGCUGUCCCGUCUGAGAGCACUCCAGCCCAGGAGGACACAACUGAAAAUGUAUUUCUGGAGUUUGAGCCUUGACCUGCUGGAGCCGCGAAGUAAAAUUCACAAGAGUAGUACAGAGAAUGUACAGCACUACACUAGCAAAAAGAGCAAUUUUCCCCCUAACCAAGAUGUAGGUAAGAACACUGAGUGGCAGUAUUUCAGGUAGAAAAUUUAAGGGAACUGUCGUAACUUCUAAAGAGGUUUAUGCUUUUUACACUGUGGUUUAAACUUCAGAGUGUAAAUAUAUCAGAACACUUUGUAUUCACAAAGUAGAGGGUAUGUGGGAUUCAUUGUGAAUAGACAAAACUUCUAAUAACUGAAGCUGUGUUUAGUGUAACAAUUUUUUUAUUGAUUUUAAUAGACUUUGGCUUACAGGGAUUCAGAUCAAUGACAGUAUGCACUGACCUCAGUAAACGCAUCUAUGUUUUCUUACUGUAACUGGAACUCUUAAGGCAACUUUCUCCUUUUUGUUACUGUAUGUGUAACUUGAAAACUAAUAUUUGGAGGGAGUUGUUGGGUUUAGGGUUUUUUUGGAAUAUAGUAAUGAAAUGCGUUUUUUAAAAUGUACUAGAUAUGCCACAAAAUGUAUUAAAGGUGAUCGAUCUGCCAAAUGAA
Messenger RNA from Columba livia (rock pigeon), 5613 nucleotides. It is a transcript of the gene SERAC1, whose product is annotated as serine active site containing 1. The transcript has 17 exons. Bases 1574 to 3541 code for a protein of 655 amino acids. NCBI's taxonomy places the organism in Eukaryota, Metazoa, Chordata, Aves, Columbiformes, Columbidae. The record is from RefSeq and is a predicted model, not a curated record.